This is a messenger RNA of Aedes aegypti (yellow fever mosquito), 11965 nucleotides long. RefSeq lists its product as uncharacterized. The coding region runs from base 635 to 2749 and encodes 704 amino acids. Lineage: Eukaryota; Metazoa; Arthropoda; Insecta; Diptera; Culicidae. The transcript has 3 exons. The record is from RefSeq and is a predicted model, not a curated record.
GGUUAAAAAAAAUAAUUUAUAAAUAGAAUCCUCGAUGACAAAUUAUAAACUAGUGUAAACCAGCAUUCUUCAACAAAAGUCUUACCAACAGACUUUACAACAACUGGCAACAGGAUGUUGUUUAUCAAACCACUCAUGUAUAUUUAUCAUCACAUCACAAUUAUCUGCUCGAACCAUUUGCUACUUUUGUUUGUCUUUAAAAGUGAGCACAGGAGAUAGGAUGGUUGCAGUCUUGUGGCAAAUCAGCACAGUGUUGUUUUCAUUGUUAGAGGAUCGAGUUUUGAUGCUAUAAGCGGAAGCUCCACGAUUGCUCCCAGAAGUUCAUCAAUACGGAAUGUGAGCAAGGAAUGCCCAAUAGAUCCUCAUUAUACCAUCCACAACUAAAGUCACUGGGUCCUAUGUACGUUUCAGGUGAAAUUUAAAAACACCCAAGGAAGUGAAUAUAUAAAGGGCAAUGAAACCCAAACUAUAAAGACAACGAUUCACUCGAGCUUAAUAUCUGAUGUUGGCUACAUGGACGACGAAUGUGAACUAUAUAAGGGUGAUCGAACAGUCAAAAACAAAAUAUACUAGAAAACGUACCAAAGAAAUAGGCUAUGCUAUUCCAACCUCUUAACAAGGAUAACAGACAACAAUGUACAGUACAGUUCAGUUAAAUUUCUCCGACCAAAUUUUUCCGUUCGGUAGAAAUGUACGACUUUAUCAUAGCAAUAACAGAACCAAUGCUAACAAACAGCUAUAUGCUUUUCAUAACGGAAAACUGUAUGAUUAUCAGUAUGACAGCAUCUCAGAAACCUGGCAGAAUAUCCGGAAUUCCAGCUUGGUUACGCAUGAUGAAUCGGAGAGUAAAAUUUUAUGUUUCCCCAAGGCGACGGAAAAUAUACUAUUGGUGAAAACCACGCAAGGUCUCAACUUUUAUCGACGCAAAGCGAAUGGAAGCUUUGAUCUUUUGGCUGAGAGCCAUGAGUUUUAUGAAAAUGAAUUCCAUGAUGUCUACGGCUGGAAUCGGCCUGACAAUGUGAUAAGGGUGGGACAUUUCUACCACGAUAGGAGCAUUAUAGGGGUGUUGACCAACCAUCAAGAAUACGGGAUUAAAUUCUUUGCUGUUAUAGAGAGUGAACUUUUGGCAGGCGAAUACCCGAUAUGGCCUCUUGAAACGGAUUUGAGUAUGAUCGGAAAUAGUUUUGGGGCAGACUUUUACUUGGCCGAUUUACAGGAAACAGGUCAGGAUAACAUCAUUGUGAGGAAUCUAGAAGGACUGAACGUUUAUACGUUUAAUCAACGUAAUGGGCUUCAGAAAUUUAUGCAAGUACCGUAUGGAGCAAAACAAGAUAAUUCUAUGCAAAAGGUGUAUUUUCCAAAUUUAACGGGACGAUCAUUCCGGGAUAUCAUAGUAUUUAAUUCCAGUGGCUUAUUCGUUUAUCAAUAUCAUAAAGAGCUAAAUAACUAUAAUUGUAUACAUUCUAAUGCAAUGUUCUCCACUUUAAAUGGAUGGAGCACGGAGCAUUUCGAAUCGGUGAAAUUUGAAGAUCUAGACAUAAAUGGCAGGCAGGAGAUGGUUUUCACAGGACCUAGCGGAAUUGAUAUACUCUCCUUCGAAGACAGCACUAACGAAUGGCGAUCUUUGCUCAAUUACGAUCUGCUUACCAUUCCUCAACGCCAUGCUGAAAUAAUCGCGAUUAUAUCCGACACUGUGAGACCGAUGCUGUUCACGCAACAGCAAAACGAAUUACAGUGGGCGAAUGUUGAAAUUCAAGACUACGUGGAGAAAGACCAUGAGGAACAGGCCACGAAUGAGACAUCACCCCAACUAGUUAUACCGGAGAUACCAGAAUUAAUUCAGUUACCACUUGAGAACGAAGACCCUAUUAUUUUACUGAGGGAUCAGUUAGAUUGGUCCACAAUUUUGGAUUCGGUAGAUAGAAAUACGGGGAAGCCGAAUUUCCGAUUGCCAUUAAUAGAUCUGUCAAAGUAUUCGAGCAACUUAAAACUGGAUAUUUUCUACGACGGCAAUAGCAAGGUGUCGGACAUCCUGGGAGUUGGUUGGUCUCUGCCACAGAACUUUAUAAUCCUAGACCAUCAGUCCAGUGUAUUCCCCGAGUACGAAAAAUAUUACCUCGUGACACAGGGCUUUCCGCAGAAGCUGGUGUACGAUAGUGCCAAUUCGACGGAUGACAUCGAUUGGUUCAAAAUUUCGGAAAGCACAUCAGAUGUCCAGAUCCGCCACUGGAAAACAGAGGAGAAGUGGGAAAUAACGAACAAGGGAAUCAAGCAAAUUUUUGGUCGUACAGAAAAUUCCCAAAUCGAUUCCGUGGGUCGAGAUUUGGUCUGGGAGAAUUGGCGGGGUAAGGGUAGCAGCUUCACGGGACAAAAGCAGCUUGCCACGAGUUGGUAUUUAGUGGAAGUCUGCGAUCAAGACGGUAAUAUGAUUCAUUAUCGAUACGACUCGGUCAAUGCCGCUGUUUCAACGGGCAAUGGUUUUACUCAAGAGGUUUACCUGCAAUCAAUAUCCGAUAACAUGGGCAAUCAAAUCUUUCUUAUUUAUUCUAAUAAAGACAGAACCGAGUAUAAAGCACUUCCUCUGAGAGAUAAGGAUGGCAAUCUCAAUAUAAACAGGUUGCAAACUCGAUAUCUCAGCGGAUGUAAAGUUGUCUGUUCAUAUUAUCAGCAAGACAUCGUUUUAGCUUACAACGUAGAAAGUGGCAAACGUUAUCUCACUCGGGUCAUUCAAGAAGGAGACAACUGGUAAACCUAUCUUACAGUUUAUCUAUGAGGAAAUAGCCAGUUCUAAAUUGCUAUCAAGCAUUAUUCUACCAACUGCUGCAACUUUCGAGUUCAGCUACCAAUUGUUGGGGUCAAUAUCUCCGGUCACCGAAAGUAUUGGAAGAAGGUUUGAUGUGCCAACGAACUAUAGGGUUGACUACGGAGAGGAUGACGUUUUGAUCAGUUACCUAAAUGAACAAGCCCAGGUGGUGCUAAGAAUGUUCAAUCAAGAUUUGACCGUAGAGUUAGGCUCUUCGGUGUCCAGUGGUUCGCUAAUGAGAUUUCCUUUAUUGGGUAGAGGUUUGGCAAAAGCGUAUGAAAUAGGCCGUGUAGAAAUUUUCAUUGCCGUCAUUAUGUACUACAGUACUGAUAAAGAACUGUGUUUGAUUCGAAGAGAACAGGGUAAACGGCAGUCGGAUGUAAAAUGCUACGACUUGAGUGAAGCAGCGAUCAUCAGAUUCGGGAGAGAUUUCGUACUUGUAGCAGAUAUUGGUUUUGCUGCCGAGUUGAUUGAAUGGAACAAGGAAUCAGGAAAAUGGGAUAAAUUUACAUUUUUCGGCAAGUCUCAAAUUAGAGAAAUACCAGUAUUCGUUGCAGCAUUCGACAGAACAUUCGUAGUUUAUGAUGACAACUACUUAAGAAUGGGAUAUAGAAGCCUAGACAGUGAAUGGCAAUCCAAAGUAAUUGCAAAAGUGCCAGGAUUAAUGAAAAAUAUUAAGGAAACGUUGAACAAAUUUGGACUAGACAUCAAAUUGCAUAAACAACUCUUGAAUUACUUUACAAGCAAUGCUCUGCACCUGGACAAGAACUUAGUACUCUUAAACGGGUGGAAUGCAGUAGGAAUGCAAUUGUACUCCUCGUUGAGUUUUUUCACUCUUAAUAAAGAAUAUCAAAAUGCCCAAAAGCAGCAAUUUGAGAUUAACCAAGAUGAUUUGGAACAGUUCGACCAUGAAAUUGACGGUCAGGAAGGGAAUUUUUUCACGAUUGCUUAUAAAUAUGUCGAGAGCAAAUAUAAGCUCAUGGUUAAAGAUUUCCGAGGUCCAAUUCUCGACGAAAUAUACGAGCAUUACAACAAAACCUUAGAGGAGUACUUCGAUGAUUAUUGCGGGGAUAAGAAUGGCUGCGGCCCUAAGAUGGAUCAUGUCAGAGAAGAUGUUUCAAAGGAAAUGGAAAAAUCUAAAGACGAGAUUCGCGAAAAAGUACUCUCCUCUUUGGGGAACGCGUUCUUUCUAAAUCCCGGAAAUUACACAGCAAUUUUAAACUCACAAACGGCAACUUGCGGCAACUGGAAGUUUACCUUCACUGGCGACACAUGGACAAAAGAACAACUAACAAGAAAUGCAACAGAUCCAAACACCAUAUCCAUUCCAUUGGGGGAUAAUCUAAUUUUGGACAAGCAAGACUCGCACUCUUCGCUGAAACUGUACAGACAAGGAAGCGAAGGAAAAAAGCAAGGAAACAGCUUACUAGACCUGGGGGUAAAACACUUGAAUCAAACGUUGUCUCGCAAUAUGUUUCCCGCCUACCUAGCGUACCAGGAAAAGAACAAACAAGUGGGCGUGGUGCAGUUUACGGUUGAUGGUAACAUGGACAAGGUUGAUAUGCUGCCCCUAGUAGAGAAACUGAGCCCUUGGAGUAACUAUCAAACCCUGGUAACGAGCGUCGACCACUUCAACACGAAUGAAAGCUGUACCGUCGUGUUUCGACAGCAGCUCGGUAUCAGGCGUUUGCUACCUAAUCCCGUUGUGACGAAGGUUCAGGUAAGCUUUGGUCAGGGAAACAAACGUGUUACUGGAUUUGAGUAUGACAAAGCGAAGGCGAUUGGCGAUACUGUCUACUAUGAGCGAAGUUCACUGAUUCCAGGUAACGAGAAAUCAUCGUUUGGUUGGGUUGAAGAAGUUACUAACUCAGACAACCAGACGGAAGUGAAAAGCUUGGUGUUUGAUGCACUAGGGAAAUUGAUACCGAAUAGGAAGUCGAAUGAAAGGCAAAACAACGAACAUGAUGACGUAAUAGAUGAAGAUAAUGUAUAUUCGAACACUACAUUGUAUGACGAAUCUGAAAAAUUGGAGGUCGCACAGUUUUUUCCAUACGAGAUGGCAGACGAAGAAGUUGGCUAUUAUGGUUUUGAGGAUUAUGAAACGAAUAGAAUCGGUGCACGGAAUUCAAUCAAUGAGAAGAGCUGGAUUUUCAAUGAAAGUGAUGUGGUGAAAGGUGGAUUUUCGCUAACUGGUCAAAAUUACCUAAGCUUGUCUACCGGAACUCUAGUGGGUACAUUUCAACCACAAAACCAAAAUCAGGAAUUUGUUGCAUCUUGCUGGUUGCGAUCAUCGCACAGUAAUCUGGAACUUGGCGCUGUAGUUCCCUAUCUGCAGGUAUCCGUCCAAACCGAAAAUGGAGAUGAAAUAUCCGGAUUGCUCAGCGAGACAAAAUAUCGAAUCAAAAACUGGUUCUACUUGGAAGUCAUAAUAAAUUUGUUGAAUGUAAAACAGAUUCAUGAAGGCAUGGAACAUAAUUCGACAUCGGUUAUUGAACCGGAUACUAAGCUGGUAGUCUCAAUUAUUGUAGGUCCUGAAAAGAAUUCGACAAUUGAAAUAGAUCAUGUACGUUUCUCUCCAUUGAAAAGCGAUAUUCAAGCGAACGUCUAUGAGUCCAAGCGCAAACGAAUAAAGGAAGUUAUACAAGCUAAUGGAUUGAUCAAACGCUUACUAUACAGCCAUCAUCAGGAACCAAUCGCCAGCAUCAAUGCGUAUGGACAACUCGUCGAGUUGAACACACAUACGAAAUCGUCAAGCGUUGGCAGAAUAGUGAAGUUGAAAAGUAGUCUACGAGUCAAGCCGGAAUCAGGAUUCCUUGAAGACUUUGCUCCGUAUUCGUUUCAAAAACGCUGGACAGUAGAUCGUACCGAUGACUGGAGGAUUCUCCCGGGUCAAUUACUCCACAUUACUGACUCUUCCGAUAGGUUACGGAUUGAUCCGUACGAAAUGAGUACAGUUUCGUACGGCAUGAGACUUCAUUUCUCGCUGCAAUCAGUAAACUCCGUCAUAGAAUUCAAUAGUGAGCUUAAGGUUACGCGUAAUAGUCAUGAGGCAGAGCUGGUAUGUUCAGGUCAGAAAAUGAUCAUGCCGCUUAGCGGUGAAAUUCUAAUAGUAUCUGAAUACAACCGAUUGUUCGUUUGGGUUGAUGGAGGCUUAUACAUCGAUACUCUAUCGAAUAACGUUUUGUUCGAACUGAAAAUGGCUGGGCAAGUCAAAAUAAAAGAUGUUGUAAUUUUUAGUGAGCCCCGCAUACAAGUGACGUAUUUCAAUGAACUUGGUGAAAAGCUGCAAGAAGUUAUGCUGGAAACCAAAAACACUAUAGUAGUGACUGAGUAUCUUUACGACAAACUAGGAAGACAUACCAUAACUACUCAGUCUGUGCGAUUACAACGAUCGUCCAACCAGCCUUUGUUGACAUACAACUCAAAUUUUGUUACCAACGGUAACCCUUUUGCAGCUAACUCUGUUUGGGCCACCGGUAAACUACAAGGAGAAAUCACGGAAAUGGUCGGAGAAUACGCCUUCAGUCAAGUUAAAUACGAUAACAAUCCUUUGGAUGAAAAAUGUGCUGAAGGACUUCCAGGCAGUGAAUUCUCAGUAUCGGGUCCCUAUGCGAAACUGUUUUCUCAUAACUCCAAGAAUUCUUUUGUCAAUAACCUCUAUCCUCAAAGUCAGAACUUCAGCUAUCAGGUCGAGCAUAAGCCAGGAAGCGUGGAGCACAUUUCAGUUUUCGACAGUAAAAACAACAAGGUGGCAUGGUACGUUCAGGUACCGAGAAGCAAAGAUCUUCUAAGCACUUACGAGUACAACGAAAAUGGCAAGCUAGUACGGAGUUUACCGCCAUUGUAUCACGAAAAAGUAAGAACCUUGCAAAAGCUCAACUUUCAGUUGAAUUCUACAUCCGAGGAGGAGCAAGCACUGCAAAGAACCUUAGGCAUUCAUAUAUCGUAUGACAAUGAGGGAACUGAAAUUGCCAAGACAACACCUGAUUCGGGAAAGAUAGAGAGCUUACACGAUAAUACCGGAUUACUUCGGUAUACAAUUUAUCACUCCAACGAGAAUGAUCAAGACGUUGAAAGUAUAGUGUAUUACGAGUACAACGGAUUCGGAAGACUCAACAGCACGGGUAGAUUAACUGCCUUUUCUUCCAUAGAUGAACUUCUUGAUAUGCAGCUAUCCAGAAAUAACACAGAACAGUUCCAACAGUUUCAUCAAAGCGACAAUGAGCGAGAACCAAUAUGGCGAGGUCAGAUGAAGAGAAUCGUCACCUUCAACGAAGGAGAACCACUCGUUGAAGAAUCUGCUCUCAACUCUGAACAAGAAACUCUAAGCAAAAAAAUUCUUAUUCCAAUCGAAGGAGAUACACCACUUUCGAUUGUCAUUGAUAAGCGAUACAGUGCAGGUGAGCUGCGCGAAAUCGAAUACCCCUUUGACAUUCAAGGCAUUCCCUUGAGAAUCCGUUACAGUUACAACAAGCUAGGAAAAGUAACCGGGAUAGGUCUAUCGGGGCCAACAAAAAAUUUUGUGAACUUCACCUACAACUCUGCUGGACAAAUUGCGAGCGAACAGCACUUGCUUAAUCCGACAAGAAAUUUCACACGUCACUACAGCUAUGAAGGGCCUGGAUUUCUAACAAAACUGGAAGACGAAUUUUUGACGGAAAAGGUUUAUUACACUUCCGGAAGCUACGGCGGACAUGGAUAUGGCGACGGAACUAUUACACGCACUGAAUUCAAAGCAACUUGGCACGGAAGGUGCGACGGCCGGAAGCUUGGACUGAAUGAGCGAUCAUUUAUGAGUAAUCAUGUUUCCGCAGAAGAAUCAGCGCUUUGCUUCCGCGAGCUCAAGGAAGCAGGUUAUCUUGAUGACCAUAACCGCCAAUCCAGAGCAUUCUAUCCUGCUUUGGAGACGAACUUUCCAAUCGUUUGUAGCUACGGAAUCACGGGACGUCAGAUUCAAGCUGUUCUCGGCGGGAAAGGGUUUCCUUCGAAGUACGGCCACAGCUACGAUUAUGGCAAUCAUCAAGAGUUAACAAAUGCUAAAUAUUUCGUUGGAAACGAUGCAUUUUUGCCACUUCAACCUGAUACGUUUUCCAGAGAAAUUCCCGAAAUAAACAGUACCGUGUCAGAAAAUAUUUGGAAAUCUUUGAAAAACGCCGGGUAUUUGAUUGAAGAUAAUGUAGGAGAGAAUGUAUCUCUAGCUCACUCUAAACGAGGAAAAUCCUACAUGAGACCAGCUCUGUUAGCAGAUUUGAGAAGCAUCAAUACAUGUUAUGGAACCUAUAAACCCCAAUUGGAACAACUAAUAGCCGCUGCAUUUUCAGAAAGGCAAAGCUUAUCGUUGCUAAAGUCAAAUUUGCAGGCAGCGUUUGCCAAGUGGAAUAUAACCACUGAUCAUCAACAAGCUGCAGCCAGAAUUAUGGAAAUGUUGGAAACGAAGCAGUAUCUGGAAGACCCGUUGAGUGAAGAUUUUACCCAGCAAUUGAAGAAAUACGAGAAAUUCAUACCAGAUAUAGUUGGUGUGCUGAUAGAGUACUUUGCCCAUCAACUGGGUGAAGCAGAGUUCGAUGUUGAGUCGUAUGACAUUGAUGCGAACGGAAAUCACAAACAUUUCUACACAGGAUUCGAUCGCUAUGAGUUGAGUUAUCGUAAUAACACAAACCAAGUAGAUUCUGUCAAUUUCAAAUCUUUCGUAUCUUCUCAACCGCAGCAGAAGUUUAAAGUAGAACACGACAGCAGAGGCAACGUCAUACAAGCGUUACACAGAGGUAUCCAGCAAAUAAGUUACAAUCCUGUUUCGAACCGUGCAACCAAGAUGCUUUUAACUGACGGGAGGAGUUUGACUUUUUACUACGAUGCUCAAGGUGAACGACUUUUGAAAAGAGUUACCAAUAGUCAAGGAGUUGUCACCAAAGAAAUCCUCUAUAUUCGGGAUGAAGUUGGUCGUACUCUUGUGGAGCGACAAACAACGUAUGUUUCCAAAGAUCUAGCGCCGGAUGUUCUUACAACAGCGUACAUUUAUGGACCGAGAGGUUUGGUAGGAUUCCUACGACGCGACGAUUUCUACAGCGUGAUCACCGAUCAUGAAGGAUCUAUACGGUUGGUGGUGAAAGGCGACGAAGUGGUGGCAGCCUACGACUAUCUUCCAUAUGGUAACCUGAUGCGCGUAUACGGCAACAAUCCUGAGGGCCACAUUUCCUAUCGCUAUACCGGCCAAGAGUGGGAUGAAGAAACCGGUUUAUAUAACUAUCAUGCUCGCUUCUACGAUCCCAGCAUUGGGCGCUUCUAUCAAAUCGAUCCAAAAGGACAAUACUUCAGCCCAUACAAGUAUGCUGGAAACUCUCCGAUAUCGAUGGUUGAUCCGGAUGGACAGUUUGCUUGGUUUCUUAUACCACUCAUAGUAGGAUUAGCCAUUGGUGGGGCAUACUUGGGAGGCUCUGCAGCCAACCGUAACUGGAAUCCCGCCAAAUGGAAAUGGAAGAGUGGUAAGACAUGGUUAGGUUUGAUCGGCGGUGGAAUUGGAGGAGCACUGCUGCCCUUGGGUUUCGGGGCAUCCGUAAGUGCAUUCACUGCUGCGGGUUUGUCAACGACAGCGGCCAUCGCCGCAACUUCAGCCUUAGGAGUGGCAGGAUCGUACAUUAGUAUUGCUGCCGUGAACAACCAGUGGAAUCCUGCGCACUGGGACUUUACCUCACCGGAAACGUGGAGCGCGGUUUUACAGGGCUUUGCAAUCGGAUCGGGAGCCAUGGGUGGAUAUCAAAUGACACGCCAAUUUUAUUCACAACUGUCCCAAACCGGGAAGAAACUGUUUUUGGCUGGUAGUUUGGGCUAUGGCAGUGGAACAUUUGUUAUGAAUGGGUUCGCCAGUGGUUGGGACUUCUCGAAACCUGGAAUAUUUUCUGGCCUUUUCGACGCCUUGACUGCUGCCCCUGAUAUGCCCAUGUUCCUUCGCGGAAUUGGGUCGCAAAUGAGAACAUUUAACAAAUUUAGUUUAGAGACCAUUAAGCAUUUAGUAAAAAAUAGAAAAUCCUUGGCAGCAGCAUUGCGCACCGUUCGGGAUAUGGAUGAGUUUUGGAAAGUGGCUCAAUUUAUUGGCGCAAUUCCGGUUGUUUCACUGAGUAUCUACGCAAUAGGUAGUGCAGUUAACGACAACGGAAAAAGUUGGGAUAUGACUUCUGUUGGUUCUUAUCAAGCUAUGAUAAAUGGCCUCCUUACUGGAAGACAGCUUUCUUCAUUCGGCAAAGCAUCUUUGAACAAGUACAGAGCAUACAAAAACGUUAAAAUGGGUGAUCGUGCAGUGAAAAUUUCAAAUGAAGUUGGGCACGAUGCUGUUGAGAUUUAUAAAAGCCUUCUAAGGUCGGAUCAAAUAAUCAGCGAUCCACGCUACAGUCAAGCGGUAACACUAAAGCUCAGUGUUGGUCGAAUUCCAAACGUUGCCAUGACGGUGGCAAUUACUAAUCGCUGGAUGGUCGUUUCAUUUUCAACCAACAAUGGACCUGGAUUAGUGCUGCUUUAUUCCCACACUAAGCUCAGCAGUCCAGUUUUGAAAGGACGUUCAAUCCAACAUAACAAUGGGUUGGUCGCUAAUAAACCAAUUAGCUUAAACGACAAUGAUGCACGAAAUACAGAACUAUUAAAUGCCAUCAACAAAAACAAAGACGGUAUAAAAAAUGAGAAUGUAAAAAAAUUUAAUCAAGAUCAAGAAUUGAUGAAAAUAUUUAACCAGGAGGGUAUAGAUAUCGAAGCUCAACAUCAGCUAAAUAAAAGCAUCAAAACUAAGCUCGAAACGGAUGGCUACGUCAGUAAAAACUUUGCAAAGGAAAUAUUCAUAAGACAAUUGGAAACUAAAGGAUCAGUGCACCCUGAAGUGAAAUUAGUAUCAGAUGAGUUAACAAAUAGAAUAGCUGAAAAAAACGCCAAAAUUCUCGAACUAAAAGAUAAUCCUCAAUCCCAAGAAAUAAGAGCAGAAAUUGAUAACAUAAAAAGUAAGGUAUCGAAGUUACAAAAAAAGCUUAAAACUACAAAAAAUGCAGUCGUCGAAAAAUUAACGCAAUUAUCUUGGGAAUACUUGAAACAGUUCGAAAAAGGGUUUCCCACUUGGGAGCCCACCAACUGCGCUGAACCCCACACAGUUACAGCCUUAUCCAGAAUAGAUGGGAUUUUUCCAGACUCGAAGCUUAAAUUGAAAUAUGCUUCCAAAGAUAUCAAAUACAUGUCCACUUAUAAAUUAACCGACCUUCCCAAUCUAAUACCGUUUCCACGGUGUUCUAAUUGUCUUAUCACAACGGCGAAUGUGAAAAAUGUUAUAACCGACCCUUACUGGUUUGAAAAGAUCAACGAUUUCAAAAUCAAUGCAUAUUUUCAGUUCGAUUUCGCUAAAGAGAGACUAUACUUUCUUCUGCCUCAUCUUCAUAUGUUCGAUCGCCAAGCACAACAUAGUAAUACCACCAUUACUACAGUUUCUUCACCAAAUGCCGGUAAGGAAAGCCGUCGAAGACGGAGAGAGACCAAACGUUAUCUUAAUAACCGAAUUGCAAGCGUCACUAGCUCGGCAAACCAAACUCCUUCAUGGAUAAGCGGUUUAACUGAUUGGUUGAGAAGUUCCAUAAGAGGUUUGUAUUCCUCACCAGCUUUGACUGGAAACAGAGAUCCCCAAACUUCACAAAUCAAUACGCCUAUCGAUGAAAUCGGAACGCUAAUGUUACUGGACGUAAUGAUCAGAAAAGUUUCAGGUCAGAAUUACAGUCCAACCAUAGAUGGAUCCACGAUGGCACCACUAGAAGCUCAAAGUUACGCACUGAAUAUUACGGAAGCAUUUGGAAAAGCAGUGGAACAAGCAGCACUACGAAGCCAUCUUUCGAUUCAGCAUUUGAAUAUUGAUUAUACUGAAAUGCAAGGUAAAAUACUAACAAAGGUUUUGAGUGGUAAAUUGGACGAUAUUUUGGACAUAUUAAAGUCCUAUGUUAUGAAUGCGCUAUACAGUGAUGGCAAGGAACGUUUAAAUGAAGAAAAUCAAAUAAAAUUUGAGCAAUUUAUUGGGGAAUUUAAUACACUACUUAAUGUAACAUUUAAUCAAUUAUUUCUGUAAUUUGUAGUAUUCUUUCUAUUUUAAAAUUUAUGUGCAUCAACCGUGUUUAUUAAAAUUAGGAACCAAUCCUAAAAUUA